AUGGAUCAGAGGAAUGCAUAUGUUAUACCAGAACAAGAUCCUACUGAUGACGACAUUGACAACGUUGCUGACCAACAUAUAGAAUCUUCAAUCGAAAUAUUGAUUCAGUCAAUUACAAUUGACCUCGAAGCGCGACGGUACUUAUACAUGGAAAUCCCAUCACAUUACAGAUGGAAUCAAGCUCAAAGAAAGUGGUCUAAAAGAAUGAAUCGUAACAAGGUUAUUGGGCGAAUAUAUGCAGUUUCACCUGCUGAAGGUGAAAAAUUUUACCUUCGGAUUCUUCUUAAUCAUGUUAGAGGACCAACAUCCUUCACAUACUUGAGAACAGUUAAUGGGGUUUUGCAUCCAACAUUUAAGCAAGCAGCAGAACAACGAGGUUUGUUAGAAAGAGAUGACAGUAUUCGACAAUGUUUGCUAGAGGCCUCCACAAUUCAGAUGUCGUCGGCUUUAAGAAGAUUAUUCGUCACCAUAUUGGUAUAUUGUGCACCAAUUGGUGUUCGAGGGUUAUGGGAUGAGUUCUAUCCAUUCAUGAUAGAAGAUUAUGUUUCCAUGACUAACAUAACUCCCACACUUGCUACCAACAGACUCUUGCGUGAGUUGAACAUACUUUUGGUUCAAUUUAAUAAGAGUAUAAACGAGUUUGAUUUGCCCCAAAUGACAAGAGGAAAUGAAUCAAGUUCAGGAAUGACAAGAUGUAUUGAAGAUGAGAUAUCCAUAGGUAUUCCACAACAAGAUCUUGAUGCAAUUGAACGUUUAAAUGAUGACCAAAGAAGUGCGUUUAACAUAAUAAUGGGUGCAGUUCAACGAUCAGAUAAUGUAACUUUUUUUGUGGAGGGUCCUGGUGGAACUGGAAAAACUUACUUAUAUUGCGCAUUGUUAGCAAGCUUGAGAAGGUUGGUUCACAUAGUAUUAGCAACAGCAUCAUCUGGAAUAGCAGCUAUGAUAUUGCCUGGUGGGAUGACAUCACAUUCUAAAUUCAAGAUACCACUUAGUCUUGAUGCAUCAUCGAUGUGUUCGAUUGGUAAGCAAUCUGAUUUAGCAAAGCUAAUACAAAAGGCAAAGGCAAUUAUCUGGGAUGAAGCAACAAUGACGCAUCGUCAUGCAUUUGAAGCACUUGAUCGAACGUUCAGAGACCUAACAGAUAUUGACUUACCAUUUGGGGGGAAAAUAAUGAUAUUUGGGGGAGAUUUUCAACAAGUUCUUCCUGUUAUCCGGAAAGGAACCAAGUCCGAACUAAUCCAAGCAAGUGUUGUUAAGGCAUCAUUUUGGUCACAUGUAAAGAUUUUAAAACUCAAACAAAACAUAAGAUCCAUAAAUGAUCGUGAAUUUUCAGAAUUUUUACUUCGUGUUAGUGAUGGGAAUGAAGAUGUUAUUAUGGAUGAUAUGGUAAAACUACCUGAAUGCAUGGUGAUACCAUGGGAGAGUGAGCAUUCCAUUAAUCAAUUAAUUGCCAAAAUUUUCCCUGACUUAGAGGAUCAUAUGAAUGAUGCAACCUACAUGGUGGAAAGGGCAGUGGUAACUCCUACAAAUGAAGACGUUGAUAUGUUAAAUGAAAAGAUAAUCAAUAUGUUUCCAGGUUUAGAAGAGACAAUGUAUUCAUUUGAUUCAGUUGAGGAUGAUGAAAGGAAUUUGUAUCAGCCAGAGUUCUUGAAUUCAAUCUCACUUGGUGGUUUGCCUCCACACAAGUGA
Messenger RNA from Malus domestica (apple), 1689 nucleotides. NCBI's taxonomy places the organism in Eukaryota, Viridiplantae, Streptophyta, Magnoliopsida, Rosales, Rosaceae. The record is from RefSeq and is a predicted model, not a curated record.